UUGAUGUUUGCUUGCAGGCCAGAAGCGAACUCCUAGAAGAGGGGAGCAGCAAGGAUGGAAUGAUAGCCGGGGGACAGAGGUGACACUGGAUAGAGCCGAGCGGAGAUCCUACAGGGAAUAUCAACCUUAUGAGACCGAGAGGCAGGCGGACUUCACAGCUGAGAAGGUUACAGAAGAAAAACCAGUUGACAGAUUUGAUCGAGACAGACCCCUGAGAGGACGUGGAGGCCCAAGAGGGGGCCUGCGGAGCAGAGGCCGCGGUGGUCCCGGGAACAGAGCUUUUGAUCGUUUUGACCAAAGAGGAAAACGGGAAUUUGAGAGAUAUGGUGGGAAUGAUAAAAUAGCAAUCAGAACUGAAGACAACAUGGGUGGAUGUGGAGUUCGCACCUGGGGAUCCGGUAAAGAUACCAGUGACAUGGAGCCAGCUGCGCCUAUGGAGGAGCCCCCGGUGGUGGACGAGUCCCCGGACGCCCUGGAGGAGGGGUCUCCAGCCAAAGUUCCUGAAUUGGAGGUAGAAGAAGAAACUCAAGUUCAAGAGAUGACCCUAGAUGAGUGGAAAACUCUGCAAGAACAGACCAGACCGAAGCCUGAAUUUAACAUCCGGAAACCUGAGUCCACAGUCCCUUCCAAAGCAGUGGUGAUACACAAGUCCCGAUAUAGAGAUGAUAUAGUAAAGGAUGACUGUGAGGAUGAUGCCCAUGUGUUCCGGAAGGCGGCCAAUGACAUCACAUCCCAACUGGAGAUUAAUUUUGGUAACCUCCCUCGUCCGGGGCGCGGAGCCAGAGGUGGCACACGGGGAGGCCGGGGAAGGAUCAGAAGGACAGAGAACUAUGGACCCAGAGCAAACGUGGUGACACAAGACGUUGCUCCAAACCCGGACGACCCUGAAGACUUUCCUGCUCUGGCGUGACGCUCAGCAGCACCCGGGAAGAGACUUCUUGCUUGGGGAAGAGACUCAGAACAAUAGAUAUUGCUUUCCCCCCCUUGGUGUGAAUUCAUUGCACUUUGGGGGGAUGGGUGGGUGGUGUGGGGAGAGAUUUUCCAGGUACGGAGCUCUGUUCCAUUCGGGUUUGUCUGGCACUUUCCCACGGAGGAGGAGCGCGGGGUUAUAUUUUUAUUUAAGGACUCACAGGUGAAACAAUGUUCAGACUGUGCACAGACUGCCCGUGGGGGCCUCUCAGUCUACUGAGGAGGCGUAGAGACAGGCGGAGGACGCACGCACCGCGGUCAGUAAGGCCGCCGGGUGCAGAGCCCGAAACGGGCCUGCAGUUGACUUGCCUUUGACUAAAUGUCCCUCUCCUGGGAUUGUGCUGGUUUUCACUUGACCAAACAUAUUGUGCAGCUCUGGUCACCACUCGGA
Molecule: messenger RNA, 1360 nt
Organism: Myotis davidii
Lineage: Eukaryota; Metazoa; Chordata; Mammalia; Chiroptera; Vespertilionidae
Gene: HABP4
Product: hyaluronan binding protein 4
Exons: 7
Coding region: 365-910 (181 amino acids)
Biological process (GO): positive regulation of translational initiation; positive regulation of RNA splicing
Cellular component (GO): nucleus; cytoplasm
Molecular function (GO): RNA binding
Source: RefSeq, a predicted model, not a curated record